AUGAGAGCGUCGAUAUUAUCUGCUGGCCUUGUGCCAGCGGUGGUUCUGCUUUUGGCUGGCAUUUCUACCACUGUGGCCCAGCUUGCGGUUCAUCGUCUUGCCGUCGAGGAUUAUCGCAACAAUGGUGAUGCAAGCCAUUUCCAAGGCUUGGCCCCCCGUGCUGCCAACUACGGCGAACCAAGUGACUAUGGUUACUAUCCUCCUCCCUAUGGAGAAGAAACUUCUUCUGCUACCACCACCACCAAAUAUGGGGCCUACCCUCCUCCUCCCGCUGGAUCUUCUACAAGCACUGUUUCCAAUGUGACCAAGACAGAAACUGCUUCUACCACUCACUCAACUGGUACCAAGACAUCUUCUGAAAGCAAAUCCUCCACGUCGGCCGGAACAGUGACUGGAUCGUCUACUUCCGACAAGAGCCAUUCGUCGACAACUGCAGAAGGAUCAUCAGUCACAGAGUCCUCUCUUGGCCUAACAACGCAGACGAUUACUGUAUCACUGGCUUCUACCACGUUCGUUACAGCACAAACUGUGCAAGUGUCGUCUAGUCACGAGGGCUACUCGUUCUCAUCUAAAGUAACGUCUACUCUGAGCACAUCGUCAGCAACGUCUAGCGUGUCCACCAAGUCUUCGACCAGAUCUUUAACUGAAGAAGAAUCAGGUACUGUUCGGCCUGUAUCUUCUUCUAGCUCUACAGAAAGCUCUUCUUCCUCUGGAUCUGCCUCUGGAUCUGCCUCUGGAUCUGCCUCUGUGUCUACCACAACAGGAUGGCCAAACGCUACAUUGUCACUUUCCACGUCAACUGGAAGCCUGUCGUCUACUUUGUUGACUGAGAAUGGAACUGUUCGUUCGACCGUGGCGUCUACAACUUCUACAGAGUCGACUAGAUCAUUGACUGAAGGCGAAUCCGGCACUAUUCGACCUAUAUCUAGUUCCACGGCCGGCUCUUCUUCGCCUGGUUCUACCAUCGUGUCCACUAUCACGGGAUGGCUCAACUCUACACUGCCACCCUCGAGCACGUCAACAGGACAGCUUUUGUCUAGCCAGCUGACUGAGAAUGGAACCAUACGCACUGUCACAUUGACCACAAUUGGAGUGACGUUGACGAGACCAUUCUCUGAGACUUCCACCCAAUUGACUUUUUCAAGCUCUUUGUCUGGAAAUUCAACUUUGUCGACUAGCGCACCUACUUCAUCUGCUUCAGAGACAACAGCGUCGUCAACCUCUUCGGCAACCAAUGGUACAAAUCUUACCUUGACAUCUGUGGUUACUAGACCUACCGGUACCACAGCAUCGGGCCAAGGUAUCACGAGUACCGUGAAUGGAACUGUCAUCGUGAUCACAGCCUCUGAAUCAGCGGCUAGUACUACCUCGUCAAUCUCGACAGGAACCUUGUCAAACAUCUCGUCCUCUCUUAUCAGCGGGUGGCCAUCGUCAAGUAGCCCAUCAGUUGCUACUUCGACGCACCGUAUCACCAUCGGCAUCCAACGCCCACUCAAGCUCUUCUGCAUUGCCGAUUACGGACAAUCAGACUACGGUUACUCUGAGCACCACCUCUGGUACCACAGUGGCUCAGUCAAACGUGACAACGAUCUGGUCUACUACAUCAACCUCGCCAACAUCAUCUGGGGCAACAGUGACCGUUACAUCUGUGCCUGGUACUGCAUCAACAUCGCAACUCAACAACGGCACCGUCGUCUCUUCUCUUACUUCGACCACACAGACGAAUGGUACCGUUGUGGUAACCUCGCAAUCCACAACUCGUCCAACUGGCACUGGUCAUUCUAG
Trichoderma atroviride IMI 206040 is the source of this 1785-nucleotide messenger RNA. The record is from RefSeq and is a predicted model, not a curated record. NCBI's taxonomy places the organism in Eukaryota, Fungi, Ascomycota, Sordariomycetes, Hypocreales, Hypocreaceae.